This is a messenger RNA of Tigriopus californicus, 2879 nucleotides long. RefSeq lists its product as uncharacterized. NCBI's taxonomy places the organism in Eukaryota, Metazoa, Arthropoda, Copepoda, Harpacticoida, Harpacticidae. Gene Ontology annotation, biological process: synapse organization. Gene Ontology annotation, cellular component: neuron projection membrane. The transcript has 2 exons. The record is from RefSeq and is a predicted model, not a curated record. The coding region runs from base 1138 to 2262 and encodes 374 amino acids.
AAGUUCAAGCCCUGACAGAGUGGAAAUUAAGAAAAUUAACAUCAAGCCUCGUGCAGACGAGCGAGCGAGCAAGGAAGGAAGGUUCUUGAGUCGAACCUUCUUCCUCUUUCGCAUUUGAUAAACCUCCCAUCCGGCCAAUGUGGUCUCGAUUCCCGUUCCUAUCCCGCCUUUAUCCUGUUUUUGGCCUUUCCGUUCGCCUAUUUUUCUCUCUCGCUCUCUCCUUGCGUUCUUGGUCGGUUUCUCGGCCUUCGCACGAGAUUUCUGAUCAGUGGAGUUCCUUCUACUCACUGGCUCUCAGACUGAGCAGUGUCACUAUAAACUGCUGGCCAGGAACCACGCCAGUUCUGGGUCGUUGAAGAAUUGGAACUCUGGAUCCAUUUGACGUGCUUUUCUUGAAAGCGAGAAUUUCCACACCCGUCAAAUUCGGAUCCGUCCAAUUCAUUCUUGAUACUGCUCGAAACUCCGGGCUGCAAAUUAUUCAGAUAUCAAAUGGAAACGGAGAGUGAGAUUCGUCGAAUCUGUCAUGACUCGGCUGGGCCAGAGUUGGAUUUGAAUGCGUGAGCAAAGUGUUCCAAUAUGAUCCACGCUUGUUUCUACGUAUUUCCAAGAGAUUCCGUGAAAAGGACAGAGUGAGUGGUUCAAAACUCGACGUGCAGACAAAUGGCAGUGACUACCACGCAGGUCAUAAACAAGGGGAAGUGUCAUCGGCAGCCAUGUCCACUUCGCAUAUGAUUCCAAUAGAAGUCCUCUUACGAACUUUUCCACGUGCUCUCGGAGGUGACCUUGGUCCUUAUUUCUUUAUGUGCUAACUCGUUCGAGGUCAGUUGCAAGUUCAUCCAGACUUUGCAAUACCACCCAGACCGACCCUUUCAGCAACGGUCAUAUUCUCAUUUGGAGCGCAACUCGUUCCAUGCCUUUGACCUCAAAGUUGGGAGUUUCUGACCCAAGCAUCGACAAGUGAUGAUGUGUAAGGGGACAGAUUGAAGCUUCACAUCCAAGUUGGAAAAGAUAUGCGGGACUUUGAACAAGUGGGUGAUGGCUCAAUGGAUCGGAUCACCGUUUGGCAUCACCCAACUCCACAUGGAGUUUUGAGGAUGAAAAAUUGAAAUCCUGCCAAAUGGUCGCGUUCCCACCAAGAUGAAGGUCAAGCUUUUGUUCUUGGAUCCACUCGCGGGUAAAUUCAUGAUAGCCUGGAUCAUCCUGGUGCACGUUUUUGGGACCGGUGGAUCCAACGAGGCUUCUUCCGUGUUCUUGAGGUCGCCUCGCACUAUGCAGUCCCAAGGAGGAUGGACCAAGGAUGGAAGUGGAGAGAAAGAUGAUCGGCUGCCAGAAAACCCAUCGGAGCCAUUGGCAGUUCGUUCGAAUGGAUCCUCGCUCACGAAAUUUCUUCACGAGCCUCAACUGGGGACGAGUUGGUACAACCCAAAUGGCCCCACACCCACUUUUUUCCCCGAUCAGAAGAAUGGGACCGUGUAUCACACCCGACUGGGAGCCGAGGUGCUUCUGAAUUGCAAAGUGACCUCAUUAGAGAGGGACCUCGUGUCAUGGAUUCGAAAAGACGAGGGCCUCAUGCCAGUGGUGCUCACGGUGGGCUUCAGGCCUCACUCCUCCGAGAACCGAUUCAUUCUCGACUUUCAGCCUCCCAACAACUACCGACUUCGCAUCCAGAAUGUGCAAUGGCAUGACGAAGGCCGAUAUCUGUGCCAACUCUCGGUGUAUCCCCCCUCCUUGAUGUGGUCCAGACUCGAGCUGAUCAGACCCAUUGUGCAUCUUCUCGACGGCGAUCAUAAGCCCGUGACUGCCCUUCAUUACGAGUCGGGCUCGACCAUUGAGAUCGUUUGUCGGGUGCGAAGGCCGCCCUAUUAUCAGGCCAGUCUCGUGUGGGAGGCCACCACCGGCAUGGCCACCACUGAUGAUCAGAUUCAUAUCCUCAAUCGUGAUACAACUCGGGGCGGUGUCAAGAUCGACACCGGUCGAGAUGAAGAGACAGGCUUUCUGGUGAGCGUGCUCUACUUGGACAAUGCUCAACCGUCAGACACGGGCAACUACACAUGUCGAUUACGGCACCUCCCGGAUAAUGCUCGACAGCGGUAUGGCCUCUCGGAUACGAUCUCGGUCCACGUGCUCAAGGCCGAGAACACGGAGGCAAUCUACAGCCAAUCCAGCCCGGGAAAAGGCUCAAUUUGGACCUGGAUUAUCGUACUCACUGCUUACAGUAGUGGUAAUAGCCCUUGGAUUGGGUGGCUUGGCAAUCCUGGAUGAAUGUCCACCUCACCUACUCCACGUCCCGGGACAGCAUGAUUAUCCUGAAAGACGGAUGGCGUCCAAUCUGAUUGAAAUUGGCUUCAGAUUCAGCCAAUCUUCUUGUGAGCAGGCGCCAUCAAAAGAAGACCACAACACAUUCACAAAUCCUGCAUUGGAAUCUUUUGACCACCGAAUUGAGGAGGGAAUAGGCAGAAGAGCUUCAUGCGAAGAAGCCACAUGCCAUAGAUUCAUUUUGCCUUCACUGUAAGAAGAAAAAGCUCUUGAAUACAUAGUGGAACUCGCUGUUGGGAACGGUCCCAACAGGUCAUGAUAAAAAAGAGGGAGAAAUUUGUUCCCCAGAGAAAAAAGUGGACACUUUUAUCUUGUCUGCAUCUCUUUCUUCUUGCUCUCCUCUCAUUCUGGUUUUGAUAUCGGUCACUUCGAUUCUUUCUCUCCCUUCCGUGAAACCGGGGAGAAUGGAUAAAAGAGAUUGUCUUAUCUGUACCAAAUCCUUCCGAGGAUAAAUAAUCUGAGUGAGUGUUGACAACAGUCUCAAUUUCCCCCUUUUUUGCUUUGAUAAACUGCGGAAUAAAUCUUGGCGAAAUGAACAUGCCGUCAUUUCCCGGUCAACUGGA